Messenger RNA from Asparagus officinalis (garden asparagus), 1435 nucleotides. RefSeq names its product ras-related protein Rab-8B. The transcript is spliced from 6 exons. The coding region runs from base 112 to 891 and encodes 259 amino acids. The record is from RefSeq and is a predicted model, not a curated record. Lineage: Eukaryota; Viridiplantae; Streptophyta; Magnoliopsida; Asparagales; Asparagaceae. Gene Ontology annotation, molecular function: GTP binding; GTPase activity.
ACUCGGUUGCUGAGAUUAACGGAGAUAAACGUGCAAGCAAAGUGAAGAAAGCUCUCACCUAGGGUUUGGAUUAGGGUUUCUUCAUCCAUUUAGCUCAUCUCGAAUCAAUCAAUGAUGAGAGAGAUCUACGUAGAGGAUGGAUCUCUCGAGAGAAGGCCAGGCAUCUUCAUGAUUGGAUCUCCCAACGUCGGCAAGCGAACUCUUCUCUCAAGAUUGCUUUCCGCUGAUGUUCCGGAUACAUCUGACCUAUCUGGUGGGAUACUUUGUCAAGGGUGGACUAUUCAGACUAAAUACUACUCAGCAGAUAUCUCAAUAUGGACAGCUGAUCUCAACAAAGAUUUCUCUUUUGGCGCACUGCCAAUUUCUAACGACCUAGCUGGCUUGGUGAUGGUUUUUGACAUGAGUGAUGAGUCUUCUUUCAUUGCCCUCAAAGAUUGGGUUGCCAGCAUUGAUCUUGAGAAGUUUGAAAUAUUAUUAUGUAUAGGAAAUAAAGCUGAUCUUGUGCCUGGUCAUACUGCCCAUGUGGAGUAUAGGAGAUACCUGCAGAAGCGUGGAGAAUCCACAAGUGAUCCCCAUCCUGAUUUCUGGGAUUAUGGGAUAGAUGAAGAUGAGGGAUGUAGUUUGCUGGGAGAGGAGGAAUCCUCAAUGGAAAUCAGGCAAUCUUGGUUAGAAUGGUGUAUCCAACAUAACAUAGAGUAUGUUGAAGCUUGUGCAUCUAAUGCUGACUUUGAUAAAUGUCUGUCUGUCGAUGGUGAUAUUCAAGGCGUUCAACGACUGUAUGGAGCUCUCUCUGCUCAUAUGUGGCCGGGAAUGGUCAUGAAGACUGGGGAAACUGUAUCUGCUUCAUUAUCAGUUAACAAGAAUGAAGAGCUUUGCAUGUGUGGAAGCUGAAGUUAAGCAUAUACGAUGAUUCCUCAAUUACAGCAGAAGCAAAAGGCUAAUAGACAUAUAUUAUAAUGAUUUGCAAUAAUAAGUUUCUGCACUUGAAUAGAAUUUCAAGUCUUGUAGAAUGAUGGUGGAUUGAGUAAAGAUGUGAUAUAUCCCCUUGUUUAUAAGCUCGUAAAAUUCACAUUGAUUUUGCCCAUUGCAAUUGUAAAUUUUGAGAGAGUAUUUUCAGUUAUGAAUACUGUGAAAGCUAAACUGCGCAACUGCAUGGUAGAUCAAUAGAGGAAUGGUUGCUUAGUAUCAUAUAUCAAAUUUGGUGUUUUUGAUGCUAUUAGUAAUGAUUUUUUGAAAGCUGAUUGUAUUAAUUCUCACUAUACCUGUGGGGUUGGAAGUCCUCUUUUCUCUUUUAACAAUCAUUUUAUAUAUAGUUUUGGGUUGGGAUUUUCAAGUUUGAAACUUUGUCCUUUCUCUCAAAAAAAGUCUUCAUAUUGUAGAAUGUGAUUAUUUAUAUAACUGUUUUAGUUUUCUUUUAAGAGAAGAGCUAAUAGUA